AUGAAAAUCUUUAUCCCAUCUCGAAACCUAACAAAAAAGAUGAAAAUCACAACUAUUUUCCUCGUUUUUAUUGCUCCCAUAAAAUCCCAAGACAGCCCAGAAGACUUUUUGGCAGCUCACAACGAAGCACGAGCUGACGUUGGGGUGGGUCCUUUAACGUGGGACGUUCGGGUGGCUCUUUAUGCCACUACCUAUGCGAACCACCGUAGAGGCGACUGCGCUUUGAAAAACUCGGAGGGGCCCAAUGGCGAGCCAGGGCCCUAUGGCGAGAACCUCGCUUGGAAUAGUGGUAGCAUGUCAGCCGCUGAAGCAGUUGAAGCGUGGGUUAACCAGAAAUCUGACUACGAUUAUAAUUCCAACACAUGUGCUGAUCCGUUAACAAAUUGCUUAAGCUAUACUCAGGUUGUUUGGAGAAACUCGGUUAAGUUGGGAUGUGCAAAAGUGAGCUGCAUCAAUGAUGGAGGAACCUAUAUUACUUGCAACUAUGAUCCUCCCGGUAACAUUGUUGGCCAGUGGCCUUACUAAAAGGAAAUAACCUAUGAUCCCCGAAUAUGUUUCGAAGUCUAUGUGUGUAUUGUUUGUUUCUAUGUUGUUUAUAUAUAAGCUAAUAAUGAUUGGUUUGUUUGG
Brassica oleracea var. oleracea is the source of this 627-nucleotide messenger RNA. RefSeq names its product pathogenesis-related protein 1-like. Lineage: Eukaryota; Viridiplantae; Streptophyta; Magnoliopsida; Brassicales; Brassicaceae. Gene Ontology annotation, cellular component: extracellular region. The record is from RefSeq and is a predicted model, not a curated record. The transcript has a single exon. The coding region runs from base 1 to 525 and encodes 174 amino acids.